AUGUGCCAGGAAUUGCGGGAGAAGCUAUUGCAGGACUUGCAGGCCGAGAAGAGUCUUGAUGCGAUCGUGUCGGUUCCAGAUUUUGACUUGCCACCAAACAGCAGACUUCUGGCAGUAUUACCUGUGGCUGAUGGAAUCGAGCCAGAGCUAAGCGAUACGUUCAGCAAGAAGAUGUCCAUCAGAGGAUCUGCGCCCAAGGAGGAGAUCAUCGAGGACUUGCGCAAAGUUACACUACCUGCUUUGUUGGUCUUCCAGCGCGGUGGAAUGACUUUCUCUGAGGUGGAGUUGGCAUUGGAUCCCCCUGCGAGUGUGAAAUUUCUGUCGUUCCAGACUGGCAAGGACGAUCCUGGCUUGGACCCAGUCUGCUGGAAGGUGGAAGGCUUUGUCAAAGACAAGGACGGAGACGCUGGACAAUGGAAGCAGCUGGUUUGUCUAGACAAGCCCUAUUUGCCUCCCAGCAAGCGCCAGCAAGAUAUGAUUAUGGUCUUUGACGUGGAAUAUUGGCGAACGGCUGGCAAGGCUGGAAGCAUCACCCUGCAAUCUUUCCUGCCGGUGGUGCAAGAGCGCCUGAGCUUCUUCACGGCAUCGCUACGGAGCCUUGCGAGUUCCAAGAAGAACUACAGCAUACGUCCUGGCAUUGACACGCUGCUCGAUAGCCACGUUGGGAACAUUCCGUCCUUGACACAGGUGAUCCCUUGCUACAGCGAGACCGUGAUCCUGAGCAAGCAGUUCCUAGAAGAUGAGGAUGGGGUGAACACCAAUCUCGGCUUCAUCAUCUCUCAAUUUCCGGAAGAGUGGCGUUUCUUCUGCGAGCGGCACAGCUAUUCCGCGAAGGAUAUGUACGACGCCUUCAUGGGUCGCGAUCAGAGUGAAGCUUUGUCGCCCAAGCUAUGUAUGGAGGUGAGGAUGUGGGCAUCGAUGCGAUCGCAGACUGUGGCAAGGACAGUGGUAGGUGCCAUGCAGUACCAAGAGGUGGUCGCGCUGUUGCCAAACGUUCAGGCAUCAAGGCAUCCAGAACAGGCGCUUGAGCACUGUGUAGAGCUGGUGCUCGCACAUCAGACCUACGGAAGCAAGGCUGGUUCUGAAGAGAACGAUCAGGCCGUGCGGUAUUUGCUCUCCAAAUAUCAGGAUCGGAGCUUUUACCUGGUCUUUGACUUUGACCUUGAAAAGAUACGUACAAACCUUGUUGCAGCAGUACAAAGCUUCGUCCGACAGAAGUACUCCUACGAUCGGCCCAUCAAACAUGCGAGUGUGUUGGCGCGCUUUCGCUCUGGCAGAACGUCUUCAGAGACGGUGCCUGAGGAGUGCCUGGAGCUGGUGGAAGUGCUGCCGAGGUGCUUCCCACUGCUGGUGGGCACGCCAGGCUUCAUGACACAAGGCAAGGCAGGAAACCAACUGGGGGCAUUGCGCUUCUCUCGCGGCCACUUUUUGCAGAUGAUGGAUGCCAACAUGGGAGCCUUUCUUGGCGAAGCGUGCAAGGUGCCCUUCAUCCUGCGCCGCUUUCAGCCCCAUUGGUCUGACAGGACCACUGUGAGGGCACGGAUCAUAGGCUUCCGAGAAUUCAUCUUUACGGAGAGUCACGGUGCUGUGGGAAGUGUCAUGGCAUCUGCUGAGUGGUCCUUUGGAACCAUUUGUCAGCGGUUCUUGUCUGGAUUGGGCGCACGAAUGCACUAUGGCCAUCCAGAUUUUCUGGAUGGAUUCUGGGCCUCUAACCGUGGAUCCCUUUCCAAAGCAUCGCCUGCCAUCAACCUCUCAGAGGACAUCUUUGCAGGGUUCAAUGUGAGAAUGCGAGGUGAAGCCUCGAAACACGUGGACUUCUUGGCUUGGGAGAAGGGGCGUGAAUCUUCCUUCAAUGCGGCCGCCCUUUUCUACACCAAGGUCAGCAAAGGUAACGUGGGAGUGAUGCGCUCGCGCGACUUGAAAGUGAUCACACAGAACAUGAAUGUGGUGGAUAAUUUCUCCUUCUACUUCGCAUCAAUCGGUUUCUACUUGAACAAUCUGCUGAUUGAUCUCUCCAGCACGGUCUAUGUGUUCCUCUUCAUCCUCUUGGCACUGGCAACAAAGUCUCUGACAGAUGUAGCCUCACUGGACUCUAUGCUGGCCACCGAGUGGACGCUUUCAAUGGGAACCAUUGCGAUGUUUCCUCGAUUCAUGGAGCUGACGUUGGAAUAUGGUCCAAUGGAAGGGCUGCUCCGUUUCUUGCCCUCCAUUCCUGGAUGCAUGACCAUGUUUACCUUCAUCAACAAGUCCAUUGCUUCUGGUUUGCAGGAGACCAUGGUUACGGGUGAGGCGUCUUACAUCGCGACAGGUCGACCAAAUGCCAAUACCCACUACAGCUGGAAGGAAUGCUAUUUCAUUCACUGUGCAUCGCACUACUAUCCAGCCUUGAGGAUCUAUAUCUGCUACUUCGUCUACGAGCUUGUGUCCCAGGCGAUGGGAUUUUCGACGCUGCCAAUGAUGGUAUUGCUGGCUUCUGCAACAAUGUGGUUGGUCGCACCACUGCUGUUUUGUCCGCAGCCAACCUUGAGAUCGCUAGGCCGAGAUGUGAGGGAAUUUUGGGAGUUUGUCAUUGCAACGCGGCCGAUGUUUGCCUCCACUCAUGAGAUGAAAGCCAUGGAGGACCUGCUGCGAACUGGUUUACGUGAUCCUCGUUCGUCUCUCUAUGAGUUUUGGCUGUUGAGAGCCUUGGACCACAAGAAGUUUUCCUGCUUUCAGCGAGUGUGCUUCUUGAUGUGUGAAGUAUUGAGUCUUCUCUUUGUGCUCGCAGUUGUGCCCAGUUCUUUGUUUGACUACUACUUCAUUGUGGUGUUGCUCUACGGCUUGCACUACUUACUCAUGGAGGUUUGGCGAUUGCUCGGUCGGCCAACAGUGAUCACAUUGCUGACAACAUUGAUGUGGCUAGUGGCGCCCGUGAUAACAAGGGUACCCAUGUUGGAUAUGUUGACGCUUCUGCUGAGUACCUUACUGGCCCUGAAGGUCAUCAGAUCUGUUGUCCUUCUUGUCUGCUGGCUUUCGCUUAGUCCGAAUCUGUACUGGAAGCAAAUGGCAGAAAGGACCGAGACGGAUCGAAGCGCAAAGAAGGCAGCCGCAAUGAAGAUGCGCGCAUAUGACAAAGUGGUUGAAUACCUGUACGUCAACCUGAUGGGCCAUCAGCUUCAUUUGUACGCUGCUGGGGCAAUCCUGAUUGUGAGUUUCGUGGUGCAAUUUGUUUUGGUUGUGUUGGACAGUUUCUAUGGCCUGCAUUCGUGGGCCCUGUUGAAUCCACGACUGCGAAGCAGAUCCUGCUGCCAGCGUCGGCGUGGUUUCCAGCCUCAUGGCUUAGUGAUCUUAGUGAAACAUGGCAGAUCUUUGAAGAUAGCUCCUCAGAAGAGCAAGCACUUCUGCGAUGGAGAAAGGGUGUGCUGCAUUUGCACAAGAGUCAUCAGUCUCAUUGUCACCGGUGCGAGUCCCACAGCUUUGUUUUGGUAUUCCCAGUUGGCCAAUGACACGAAUGCAGUCAGAUAUCCCAAUGACAUUGACGCUGACAUCGCAACAUGGCUUCGGCCAAAGGGGCCGAUCUUCAAGGGUGAUGCGGAGGCUGUCGAGGUGAGUUUGACUCCGCAAAGCAACGCUCAUGCACCCACAAUCACCAGGCCAGUGGAGGCGCAACGCGUUGCCUUCAACAGUGGUCGAGAGCCACCACCUCCAACGUGGGAUGGAAGUGAACCAGCUGUGCAGUUUCCCAUCUUCCAAAAGAAUGUCCGUUUGUGGGAGUUCGAGACCGAGGUGCCAGAGAACAAGAGAGGGGUUCGCUUGUUGCGGGCCUUGACAGGCAUAGCUCGCGCUGCUGCCGACAGCUUAGAGUUUGAGAAGAUCACCGAUGCCAAAGGGGUCUCCCACAUCAUGAAGUGUUUGGAAGAUCAGUUCAAGCCUCAUCUUGAACUGUCACUGCCGAGGGCCUUUGAGCGGGCCAUUUAUGGCCAACCUCGCUCCAGCAAGGAGAGCAUUCAAGAGUACAUCAUUCGCUGCGAGCGAAGUUUCUUUUUGUUGGAGAAAGAAGGCGUGAGGCUUCCGGAGGAGGCGAUUGGGUAUGUCAUGUUCCGUCAAGCUGCUAUGACGGAGAGCCAGGAACUCCGCUUCGGUGCUUGGGCAAAUGGAAAGUAUGACAGGUCGACUGUCGUGAUGUGCCUUCGGAAGCUUGACAAGGUGAUUUCCGAGGUCAAAGCAAAGCACUCAGUGGCCUUUCUGCAGGAUGAUGAGAACGCUCUUGAGGAGGGCGAUUUUGAAGCCGAGAGCUAUCAGCCUGAAUUUGAAGAUGACCAGGAGGACGACUUUGUCUACUUGACAGAGGGCCAGGCAGAGCGCAUGUUUGAAGAGAACGAGUUGCAGGUGGUUUUAGCCACUUACCAUGAAGUGAAACGAGCGAUGCAGGCAAAGCAGAAAGGACGCCAGUUCUACAAGGGCGGCACAAAGGGCCGAGGGCGAGGCUCACCCUGGCAGGACUACAUCAAGGACAAGAGAAAGAUUCACAUAGAACAACUCAAGCUCCGCACACGUUGUGCACGUUGCGGCACGGUGGGGCACUGGGCUCGUGAGUGCAAGAGCCCACCUGAUAGCCGAGGAGCACAGUCUGCGGCAUCUCAGAGUUCAAAGCCAUCUUCAGGUGCUUCGACAGCAGCUGGACAGAGUUGGUAUGUGUCCUCACCAGACCCUUGUUCCUUGCAUGUACUUGGUAAGGAUUCUUUUACGGUUUUUGAGUGUGGUUUGGAUGACACUCAAGAUUUUGGUUUUUGUGCUGUGGGGGAUAGCAGCACCAACACGUUUGAGGACGUGCCAAAAGCCCAACAAGAUAUGAGGGGCUUAGAUGUAGUUUUUGAAGGGUCUGUUUUGGCCACCAGAGCACCAACCCAUUUGUUCGUGGGGCUGACAACUGGACCCGCGAUGGCCAUUGUGGAUACGGCCGCUCAGGAUGGUCUGAUCGGCAGCGUUGCGUUGGCAAGAGUAAAAGAGGAGCUCAAGCAGUUCGGUUUGAAGAUUGCAUGGCUUCCACACAAGAAGGCCAAAGCACAUGGAGUAGGAGGAGCUGCAAAAGUUUUAGGAUCAGCUGCAUUACCACUUGGAAUCCACGGAAAUUCUGGAGUUCUUGAGGUUACGGUUGUAGAAGGUGAGGUUCCACUUUUGCUGCCUAUCAAACUUUUGAGAGAGUUGCAAGCCACUAUUGACGUUUUUCAAAACUGCAUCCAUCUUCAUCGUUUGCAAGUGACAGCACAGUUGCAAUCACUGCCAAGUGGACACAUUGCGAUGGAUGUCAUGAAUUUUGGAGAGCAUGGUUUUGUUUGUCCUACAGAAGCCGUUGCAGCUGGUUUGAAGGAUAGCGACUUCCGUUUGAACUUUGGCUCAGAGACGGAGGGUGAUACGUCAAUGACUUGCUCUUUGAUUCACCAUGGCGGAUCCUUUGGCGCUCUUCCGCAGAGCCAUCAACCGGCCUGGACGCGAUGUGGCGAUGGGCGAGCCGCGACAGCCGGCAAAUUCACGUCGCGCUGUGGCCCACUGGCGUGCGCUGAUGGACAAAGCUCUUAUGGUCUCGCAACUGCUUGGGCUAGAGGAGUCGGUUCAUUCAUGGUUGCCACAGGGUUCAACGGAGAUGCCAUACUCUCCACCAUCUUCCGAGGAAUUGGCUCGGAUCGUCGUCGACGCCAUUCCACUCGAGCCCAUGAAGUCCAAAGUGAAGCCAUCAACAGAGAGGAGCGCAUGUGCACACCGGAGAAGAUCAAUCCAGCAGUCAAAGCGAAGGCCGCGGCAAAGAAGGCAUUGGCCAAAGCACAAGCCUCCACGUCAGCGUCGGCGUCGGAGGACUAUGUCAAGAUGCGGAAGGAGGAAGCCUUGUUGGAGCAGCAGGUGCAGGUUCUGACAGAGCAUGGCAUGGCACAGAAACACGAGAUGAACCAGAUGCAUCGAUAUCAGAGGCACUUGGAGCAGGAGACAGAGGCGAACUUCCGCGAAGCACAGCGCUGGCAGAGGGAUUUGACUCUUCUCCAGAAUACAGAUCACUAUCAGGAGAUCACAGAGUUGAGGGCGAAGCUUCAGGAGGCAGUGAGGGGCGUCGAAGUGACAGAGUACAUGAUGGACGAAUAUGCGGAGAUGGCUCUGGGACAAGCUUACCUGGAGAACAAGGCAUAUCACAAUGGAGAGAUGUGGAGGUUUGCAGAGAACAAGCUUCGCCAACAGGUCGAGCUGGCAGAGUUGAACCGGAGCGAAGAGCAGUCCAGUGAGAAAGGACUCACCAAUCAAGACCAAGAACAGGUCUCCAGCCAGGAGAUCUGGGUGAAGCUUAGAGGAGAUGGUUUGAAGGAGGCAGUAACCCGAUGGCAAGGUGCACCAGGAUAUGAGCCAAAAGAGGUCUAUGUGCAGCAGGAUGCUGCGUAUUACAAGAUUGAAGACUAUGAGGAUCUUCUUUUGGAGGAUGAGUGCAUGGUUCGGGUCGGCAUGACUGCAAAGGCACAGUAUGAGGAGUUGGUUGAGGAUGCGACCGACAAAGAGACAGCUUUAGCCAAGUCGCAAAAGACAAGGCUGCGACGUGCAUUGCAGAGUACAGAAGGCGGAGUUUUUCCCGUCGAAGUUUCAGAGGUGUUUAGUCCUCCCAGGAUUACCUUGGAGGCGAAGAGGCAAGGGUUGUCAGCAGGAGGGUCGUACGACAUCUCGACUGGGUACAACCUCUUGGACGCCAAAGACAAGAAGAGAAUGUGGGAGGAACUGGAUCGUGAUGAUCCCGAAUUGGUGGUCAAUAGCCCACCAUGCACAGCUUUCAGCCCACUUCAAGAAUGGAAUUUUCCCAGAAUGGACUUGGAGAAGGCCAUGGUUCUUGUUGGAGAUGGACUUGAACAUUUGUGGACGGCAAGUGAUGUUGCGUGUUGGCAACACCAGAGAGGAAAGGCCUUUCUUUUUGAACACCCACGACCUUCAAAAGCCUGGGAGGAGGAGCCUUUGCAGAGGCUGAUGGAGUUGGACGGUAUCUAUGUCUGCACCAGUGACAUGUGCGCUUUUGGGAUGAAGGUGAAUGAAGGCCUCAACAAGAAGUCCACACGCUGGGUUACAGAUUCAUGGCACAUUGCUAUGGAAUUGCAAAAGCGGUGUACCGGAGAUCAUGAUCAUGAGCCUUUGACACAUGGGAAGGCAGCUAUGGCUGGCGUUUAUCCGCCACAGCUAUGCAAAGCAAUUGUCCGAGGCCUCAAACGACAUCUCAGGUGGAAGUAUGGUACGCCAGUGAAGCUGAGAGAGGAGGAUGUCGUUUUGGAAACUUUUGCAACAGAGACAGGAGCACCUAGGCCAGAAGAUGAUCUAGAAGAUCCAGAAGAGCUGCUCCCGGAAGAGGUCCGGGUUUUUCGUGCAGAGAAGGAGCGCCUCUCACGAGUAGCAGCUGUAGCAGUUUCAGAUGAAGACAAGGCCAAGGUGACAAAGAUGCAUGCGAAUUUAGGUCACCCUUCAAAGGAGAGUUUUGUUCGUUUUCUUCGUGCCGGACGAGUACGAGAAGAAGUCGUCCGUUGGUACAUCAAAGAAUUUCGUUGUGCAACUUGCGAGAGCCAUGCUUUGCCCAAGGCUCCAAGACCGGCUGUAGUUCCGAAAUGCUACAGACCGGGAGUAGCGGUCGGGAUAGACAUUUUCUACAUCCCGGACCCCAUGAAUCAGAAGUCUCUUCCGGUCCUCAACAUUGUAGAUCUUGGCACAAAUUACCAGAUGAUUCAGCUCAUCGGCAACAAGUCACCUUUUACAAUUUGGAGGGCCUUUUGGAAAACAUGGUGUAGGACGUUUGGCAUGCCACAGUUUGUUUCGCUGGAUGCAGGCCUCGAGUUCAGAGGAGACUUCACUCGAUGGUGCGCCAACUUUGGAACUUUGGUUUUCAGAGCCGCUGCACGUUCACCCUGGCAGCAAGGCAAGGUGGAAAGACAUGGAGGCCUCAUGAAGAACAUGAUUGAGAAGGCACGAGAAUCUACUUCAGUUGUGGAUUUGGAUGAGCUGAAGGCGCUUUUGUACGAAUGUGAGGCGGCAAAGAACAGGUUCAUGAAUAGAUCAGGGUACAGUCCAGUUCAACGGCAGAUUGGCCAGUGGCCAAGACUCCCAGGAUCCUUGAUGAGCGAUGAGUUCCUGGACCCAGCCCUUCAAGUACAAAGCACCACAGAAGAGUUCGACCGAACUCUUGAGUUGCGCCAGAUAGCUCAAGAUGCGUUUGUGAAGUUGGCAAGCAAGGAGGCCGCAGCCAAAGCCUUGCGCUCCAGAUCCAGAACGCAGCGCAUCUUCAAGGUAGGAGAUGUGGUGUAUGUUUUCAGGUCUUUGAAGCGCAAGAAGCAGGUCCACAGCCAAGGACAGUCAGAAAGAGGAGUAGGAGUUGGACGCAAAGUGGCAUGGAUUGGUCCCGGACAUGUUCUUGCCAUGGAGGGUUCGAUCGUCUGGGUCAACAUGUUUGGAGAGCUUUGGAAGGCAGCAUCAGAACAGGUGCGUGAAGCGACCACCGUUGAGAGGCUGGGCGUUGAAGUAGUGGCGGAGGAUUUCAGCGAGAUGCAAGAAAGGUUGAAAAGGAGUUCCAGGAGAGCAGGAUUUAGGGACGUCACGGCCGACGUCGAGGAGUUGGAUGACAGGGACGUCACGGCAGACGUUGAGGAGGAAAAGGAGCGAGAUGAAGUUGCAGAGGAAGGCAUGGUACGAGAUGAACCAGAUCUCACUGAGCCUGCGGCUCUCUCCAUGCCGCCACCAGCUGUUGAAGAAGAUGUCAUGGAUGAUCCAGAGCUUAGGAGCUUGUUCAUACCAACAGACCCAACAUCACAACCUUUUGACAGGAGAGUGGCACCACGUUUGGAAGAGCGUAGAGCAUCAAAUGCAACUGUAGCAGAACCUGAUGAGGAGCAAGGUUUGGUGGAGCCAAAUUUGGCAGAUGAGCAGAGGGCGUUUGAUCAGCAAGCAGAGCAGGAGACAGCCGAAUCCAUUGCAACUUCAGUGCAACGCAACGAGAUCUUGGAUGGGACGCCAAUGGAAUAUGGGAGGUUGAGAUCGAGGCUGCAAACACGAUGGAGGGCCUCGCAACCUUAUUUGGCGGAAGUCUUUUUCCAAGAUGAGGAUGACCAAAGAGAGCUUGAGGCACAGGAAGAACCCACUCAUGACUACUGGGUGUAUGACGCCCACCGUCAGGUUCUUCAACGCCACCAUGUACAUUGGCGCAAGGCUCUUUUCAACCCGAUGAACUCUGAUCGAAGUCCAAUUCCUUUUCGAGCGAUCAAGAAGGGGAGGUGCACAAAAAGAGUCUCAGGUCUUGGUUGUUCUGAGGAGAUCAGAGAUGAGUGGUCACCCUUUGCGAAGAAAGAAGAGCGUUUGGAUUGGUGGAAAGGUAUCACUGAGUUUGAGGUGGAUACCCAUUUCCUGACACAUGGGCAAAAUUUCAUGGCAAAGAAACGUGGGGAAGGAGAGGUCUUCCCUCAUGAGAUCAGCGAGGAGGAAUGGCCAGAAUGGCGUGUCAAAGAUGCGGAGGAGUUUCAGAAGAUCGUAGAUAGCGGUGCUCUGAGGAUUCUGAGCAUGGCUGAAUCAAAGCAGGUGCGAGAGGAGUUGGAGAAGGCAGGGAAGUUAGAUAGAAUACUUCCGACACGCAUGGUCAGGAGGUACAAGCCGGGCGACGCGCCCGGAAUGCCCAGGGUGAAGAAAUCCCGUUUCUGCAUUCGUGGAGACAAGGACCCAGACAUCGCUGAGUUGUCAAGUUUCGCACCGACUGUGACCACCUCCAAUUUGCAAGUCCUCAUUCAAGCAGCCAUCAACAAAGAUUUCAAUGGAGUGAUAGGAGACUUGAAAUCGGCCUUCACACAGAGCCUUCCACUUUUCCGAAAGGAGGGAAAACUCUAUUGCCGGGCAGUGGGAGGCAGUAUGCCUGGAAUGGAGGAGGGGCAAAUCGCUGAGAUAGUGCUGGGAUGCUAUGGUCUUUGUGAUGCACCACUUCACUGGCGCAAGACUUUAGUGGCAUGCCUCGUAAACGAGCUGGGAUACAGACAGUCUGCGCUGGACCCUUGCACAUAUCUUCUACAUGGCGAAGAUCCCCAAAAUCCAGGCGAGAAGGUUUUGCUUGGCAUGGUGGCAGUUGAGAUCGAUGAUUUGCUGAUGUUUGGAGGAAAGACCCACGAGGAAAAGAUGCAGCAACUUCAAAAGCGUUUCACCUUCGGCAAGGUAGAGCCUUUGGAUGCCAAGGGAGUGAAUUUCAAUGGACGCAGACUGCGUCGUGAAGGGCACACCAUCUUUGUGGAUAUGAAAGCAUUUGUUGAAGAGCGUUUGGAAAAGGUGCCUUUGGAGCCCCACAGACUCAAGCAGAAGGAUGAGAAAAUCACGGCUGAAGAGACCAGCCUGGUCAGGAAAACGUGUGGAUCAUUGAAUUGGGCCGGACGUGAAGGAAGGCCGGAUGCGGCAGCAGCAGCUUCCAUGUGCUCGUCAUUGCUGCUGGACAUGCGGGUCUCUGACGUGAUCGAGCUCAACAAGAUCGUGAGUCGGAUUAAAGAAAAUUCUGACUUGGCCUUGAGGAUUCAAGCGAUCCCCGAAAGCCGUAUGAGAUGGGGAGUGGUCACCGAUGCAUCGUGGGCAAAUGCGAAGGGAGGCAAAACCCAAGGUGGACAUAUGCUGCUCACCUUCGAUGUGGAUUUGCUGGCUGGUAAGCAGGCGAUGUGCAAUCUUCUACAUUGGAAGAGUGGCAAGCUGCACAGAACAGUGAACAGCACCUUGGCGGCCGAGACGCAAAGCUUGGCAAGAGGUAUCGGUGACUUGCUUUGGAUGAUGGUGAUGUAUGCCGAAAUGACUGAUGCCGACUUCCAGCUACGAAACUGGCGACGUCAUAUCCAUCGACUUGGAUACUCAGCUUUUACCAAGGUGGAGGACUCUGAAAAGCUUGAAGGAGCACUGGCAGUGGUGGACGCAAAGUCCUUGUUUGACUUGCUAGCAAAUGAAACAGGAGGUGGCGCUGACCGAAGGACAGCAUUAGAUGUUCAGAUGUUGAGGGAGGAGCUCAACGAAUUGCAUGGAAGAGUGAGAUGGAUCGACCAUUUGCACAUGAUUGCCGACUGCUUGACGAAAAAGAAUGGAAGAACUGAGCCGUUGAUGCGCCUGUUAGAAAGCGGUAGGUUUGGUAUCACAGAAGAGGCAGUAGCCUUAGACAACCGUUUGGAAGACCGAAAGAAGGUGCAAGCGCCGCGUGACUUGACUCCAAGCCCACAGGUUGCUGGGUUUGAGCAUGCGCCGACCGAAAAAUCUCCUGUAGCUGCUGUAGCUGAUGCCGCUUUCCAUGUCUCUGGUUUGUUGGCCACAGGUGCUCCGCAACCCAUGGCAUACAAUGUUUGCGCAAAUGCCAGGACCAUGCAGGUCCUUGGCACAGGGAACGCAUGGGAACUGUUGAAGGAACUGUUGAACCUUCGCUUUAGACGUGAUACCAAGUGGGCUUACUUGUUCUUGGCAGGCAGAGGAGUGCACCAGUUCUUCUGGGAGCUCAACAGGAGCUUCCAGUGCGACAAGCUGGAGCACCUGACAGAGGCCCAUGCCACCCUGAGAAGGCCUGAGGCUGACGGCAUGCAAAGACAGGAGAUGUCGAAGCCGUGCCUUCAAGCAGGUGGCACGCCUCCUUUUGCGAUGCCAGAUGGCAAACCUGCUGUGCCUUGCAGGCAGCAAAGUGCACCUGUGGCAUCUCAUCCUCAGGUCGUGGUGGUCACAACCACGAGAUGUCCAGAAGGUCCAUGGAUGCAAACCGCUGAGGCGCCAAAGGAAACCAAGGAAGCCCCGGCAGCCUCUGUGGAAGGUUCGAAGCACAAAGUGCCGCAUGCAAAGGCGGCUCAGAGGCUUCAGUCGCCUCCAGCAACAAGUUCAAGAAGGCGUGAAGCAGCUGUCAAGUCGUCAGAGGCUGCUUUGGAUGCAUUUGUGCGGCACCAUCGCCGUCGAAUGCUGGUUUCAAGCUGCAUGGCCGCUUGGGCCGCGCAGUGGAGAGCAUCAGCUCGAGCAAAGAUGACGGCCUCAAUCGAGCAGUGCCGCAGAUUACAGGAAGAGGUGAAGCAAAAAGCCGCCGCCGCAAAGCAGGCUGAGGUGGAGCUCAUGAGGCGCACGGAGGACGAGUUCAAACGCUUGCGCGAAGUGCAAACAGAGUGGGGACACCAAGCAUGGCAGUUCUGGCGUCUUGAAACGAAGUGUGAUAAGAAGUGGGGUGUGCUCCUGCAUCUCCAGCAGGAGGCUGGCUGGUUUCCUUGGGGCAUCGUGCCAGUCAGCUUCAGAGGCACAGACUUUCCAAGUGAACACUCGCCAGGCUCCUGCCCUGCAAGCCGUGAACCAGGUACACCAGCACCUGGACCUACUGAAGCUUACCUUUUCAAUGCUGUUGGCAUUUUUGGACAAUUGGAGGGCAAAUCGGGUAUCAAUGCAGUUGUUUUUCUCGCAGCAUUUUCUUGCAGCUUUACUGUCAUCGGCCUCUUCUGUGACCCUUAUGUGGCGAACACAAAUUUGGAAGGUGGCCACUCAGAGGAGGCAGAGCAGCUGAAAGAAUGGAUGGAGCUUGCGAAGGGGUUUGACUCUGUGGCUGACUUUGAUGCUGAUUUUGAUGCUGCCAUGAACGCAGCGGAAGAAGUCUAUCGUGCUUUCAAAGCUUUGCCACCAAGGGUCAGAGUCAUGAACAAAGUCGUCGAUCAAACCUGGAAUAUUGCAUUUCCUUUGGGAGCCGCUGUUAUUGCCCGCAUGGAUAUCACAGUCAACACCCCUCAAGUGGAGAUAGAUCGGAAGUACAUGGAGAUCUUCAACCAGUACCCAUGGUAUGGUCCAGCAAGUGGAGAGCUGCGGCGUGUCAAACUACGUGAGCGGGUUCGGGGCAAGGCCUACGAGCCAUAUAACCGCCUGUGUCUGGAUGAAUGGGAUGGUGCCAUUGACUAUGACCAAACGGAGAUUCAGACCUACAUCGACGAACAGGAACAUGCCCAAGGCGUGAAGAAGUUUCUCUUUGACCGAAGAGCAGAUUGGCAGCAUCCAGAUGAUGUGUACUUCACUGAUGGUCCAGCGAUUGUCGACUACAUCAAUGAGACGCUGGGAGAGAUCCGCUAUGUGGAUCGCGUCACACAGAAAUCUGGUUUCCUUCAUGAAAACAACACUUGGGGUACUCCGCAAAACUAUGUGGAUAUGAAAGUGUUUAGUGAAGGAGUUGACCUAAACGACAUCAUGCAGGGAUACAUUGGCAACUGUUGGAUGGUGUCAACCAUUGCAACCGUAGCCAAGUGGCCGCAGCUGAUUGAACAAGCCAUCUAUCCAAACACAUUUUCGCCCUCAGGAUGUUAUGCGGUUCGUGUCUGCUGGCAAUGUUCAGAAUCCAAGCCAAAAGAUGUUCGUUGGGCGUGGAUCAUCGUUGAUUCAAUCUUUCCUCGAGAUGAACGCGGCAAAACGGCCUGUGCCAACUCCAGGGACCAUUUGGAGCUGUGGCCGAUGCUCUUGGAGAAAGCCUUGGCAAAGUUUCAUGGCUCCUAUUCCUUGAUGGUUGGUGGUGGAGAAGGUAAACCUGUUGGCUAUGGAGGCCUUUUGAUGGCCCUCACAGGUGGCCCAUGGUACUGGAUGACCAUCGGGAAGGAGCUCAAAACAGACACAAAAGUCUCCGACUAUCUUCGGUGGAUGAGACACAAGGCUCAACGAAUGAUGGUUGUCUCUUGCACAGCACCAAGAGAGGAAAAGGAGACACUGGGACUUGUGGGUCAUCAUGCAUACUCUAUCCUUGGAAUCCACUCCAUUUUUGAGGAUGACAAUGAGAUCCACUUGGUCGAACUCCGAAACCCUUGGGGCUGGUUUGAAUGGAAGGGCAAGUGGUCAAACCACGACUGGCAGAACUGGAUGACAAAUCAAAGGCACAACCAGGUGGCUCGCUUUCGUGAGCUCUUUGACUGGGACAAGAUCAAGGAAACCGACGGCAAAGAAGGGAUGCCCAAAGAUGGCCAGUUCUACAUGGAAUGCAAAGACUUCAUGAAAUACUUUUCAACCAUUACGGUGGUGAAGGUUCCUUUCAAAUUUGAUGUUGGAUGCAGAUUCAGAGAGUAGCUCCAGGAGGCGAACAGCCGUACACCAUGGACCACCUGUAAAUAUUUGUCUGCUUCCUGUUUCACCAUGAUUUCCUAAAGGGAAAUUCGG
Molecule: messenger RNA, 14139 nt
Organism: Cladocopium goreaui
Lineage: Eukaryota; Dinophyceae; Suessiales; Symbiodiniaceae
Source: the annotation of a GenBank genome assembly